Phytomonas sp. EM1 is the source of this 15708-nucleotide messenger RNA. The record is from the annotation of a GenBank genome assembly. Lineage: Eukaryota; Euglenozoa; Kinetoplastea; Trypanosomatida; Trypanosomatidae.
AUGCCAGUCCCUGCGUUCUGUGAGGUCUUCCACAGUCUUCAGCAGUUAUACGUAGAGGGGCCGCUUGAUUCUUACUUUAGCUUUAACAGUGAGUGGGGUGACACCACGAGCGGUGGAAAUCCAAUGCUGACAACCUGGCGCGAAAAUCCUCUCUAUUUGGUUCGCAACAGAGCUGAUGAACCAGUGCAAAUCAUAGGGAUGAUUCGUCAGCCCGACAAGCGGAGCCAGCUUCAUCGCCAGACAAGCCAGGAGCUAAACUACAUUCAGUGUGGGUUAAUUUUGGUGAAAAGCAUUGGCCAAGAGCGAAUCCCUACGUAUUUGGUGACACCAAACAAUCAUAUUACAGUCCACAAGGGGUUGUUUUUCAACAGCAGGGAGGUGGCCAAUAUUAUUACAGUGCCAGCCUCUUCCAUGUGUUACCUAGUGCCCACCACGAUGAUGCAUGGAAAGGGCAAGUUCAUUCUGUCUUAUUGGAUUUUGAACCAUGACAACGCCGAUGCGCUGAGUAUUGAGCGCGUUAAUGUCAAAGUGGCACGCCAUCUACCCGCGAUCUCCCACAUCGAUCUCUGUACAGGGAAAGAACGCGUAGAUUUCAAGGUAGAUGUCCCCACAGACGUUCACAUUCUCCUCAAACAGGAGCGAGCCUUCAAAAUGGAUGUGGGUGGUGAUGUAAUUGCUAAAGAUUUCGUUGCGCUUUAUUUGUACGACGAAGAUGACAAGCGAUUGUGCGGCGCAUUAACGGCCAUGAAUUACCGUGAAAAUGCCCUAGUGCAUCACUUGGAUUUUCCUGGCCGAUAUGCACUGCUCAUUACUUGUCCUGGUGCCAAAAGCACGGUUUCAUGUAAAUUAGAGAUUGUUGCACUGGAGGAAGCACACGUUCGCAUAACGGAUCCGCCGGAUGAUGCUAACGAGCUAAGUGAGAUUGAACUCUCGUUUCUUGAUCAGCAACCGAUGGGUGUGCCGCUCACCGAUUUUCCAUUGGAUCGCGACCCGAUCUUUCAGGAAGGGUUGGAGAUGCUUCAGCAGAUGUGCAACUCAAUGGAUAGUGACCCAGAUGCGAUUAUUGAGAUGGAGAAUCAUCUAAACGAACGUGUCCAUGAGCUAGCUAGGGAGAAUAUUGGAAGGCAGCGUGCGAAGUACUUGCUCAAUUGCAAUCUGGAAAAGUUAAAUCCAUAUUUGGACAGCAACCCAGAAUACAUGAAAUUAGAAACUACGCGCUACUUGCUCACUAAGGAUCCAAGAAACUCAAACAAGUUGCACAAGAUCGAGGAAGAGUUGCGCAAUUUGGCUAACACUAUCUCUGAACGCACAGUAGGGUUGGAUCUUAGCUUUCUCCGUCCCGAGUACGAAGGCAUCCCCACAGAUUUCCUCCGACUUAUCUAUGAUCCCGAAUUUUCUGAGAUGGCACAAAAACGUGCAGAUUUAAUGCGGGACUUCGGGCUCAAUGAUCUCGAAAUUGUCGAACUCGAGGAGAGCAUGCACACACGCGCUCGACAGAUUGCCUUCGAGCUGCACCACCAGGAGCGAUACUAUCUGGAUCCGAUGCCGUGUUCGAUUCCUCUGCAUUUUCUUCCCCUCAAUGAGGACGCGAAGCUUUGUGAGUUGGAGAAUCAGUUGCGAUCCCUUGACACAAGGUUCAAACGAAAUAUGAAUAUGAUUGCGAAAUUAAAGGUUACAAUCAGCAACCGUGUCAAUGAAAUCGCGAGUAUGACAAAAGAAAACGAGCGUAUGCGAUUUCUCAAUCAAAAGCCGCUAGGGAUACCGCUGGCUGAUUUACCGCUUGAUACCGACCAAGAGUUUCAUUCAAAUGAACUGAUGCGGCUUUCUCUGUGCAUGGAGGAUCCCAUCAAGCAUCAGAACGAGAUAAAAGCACUGGAAAAGGAACUUAGCAGACGGGCUAACGAGUUGGCUCUAUCCUUAAAAACGGAGUUGCGGACAUGCUUGGAUCCCGCGCCCUAUGGAUUCCCUCUCGAGGCGCUGGAGCUGGAUUCCAGGGAGGAUUAUACCACUCUCGAAGGCCGACUACGUGUUCUGAGACGUGAUAUAAAGCAAAAUGCCAACGGUAUUCAUGAACUUCAGCGCACCAUGAAGGAGCUUGUGGACUCUAUCGCGGCCACAAAAGCCGCUCAGGAUCGUCAAUUCCUCGACCAUGAGCCGGAGGGACGUCUCUUGAGCAGCCUCCAAUUGAGCGAGAAUCUGCAAUUCAUGCGUUUGGACGUCUUAUGCCGACAACUCCGCUACAAUAAAGGCAACCCAACAGAGAUACAGGAGAUGGAGGAUCAGAUGAACAACUUUGUGCAUGCCAUAGCGCAUCAGAUGAACGUUAAUGAACGACCACUCUACCUUCAGGCAGCCUUCAAAAAUAUCCCGUUGGAGGAUCUUCCACUGGACGAAGAUCCAGACUUCAUCUCGCUCGAAAUAAAGCGUCAGGUUCAAAAACGAGACCCAGAGCAAAAUGCCCGAGCCAUUAGUGGAACGGAGAAGAAGCUCAAUGAACGCGCCAUGGAGCUCGCCAAGCGGAAGCUCGCCGCUGACCGCUCCUUUUUAGACCCGGAGCCACAGGGAUUACCGCUUAACCUUCUGCCAUUCGAAACUGAUGAAUACUUUUCCUUCCUAGAGGUGCAGCGUGCUCGGUUGAAGAAAGGAGGACGACGGAAUGCCAAGGCUAUCGCAAGAAUUGAGGAGGAGCUCAAUCUUCGCCUGCAUCAACUCGCACAGCACCUGAAGGAAAAGGAGCGGGCCAAAUUUUUGGAGCCGAAGCCCAAUGGUAUCCCAUAUGAAGACCUUCCUUUGGAUGCGGACCAGGAGUUCUGUGAUAUGGAGGUACACCGCUUACUCCUGAAAGAGUCGUCGCAUCCAGACGCAGAGGAGAUUCGGGAGCUUGAGGAAGCCUUGAAUGAGCACGCCCUUGAGUUGGCCAAGAAGAAGAAGGAGGAGGAUCGUGCCUUUCUGGAUUCAUGUCCGUUGGGCUUGCCGCUGAAGGAGUUGGCACUCGACGCGUUUCAGCCGUUUCUGACGAAGGAGGCAAAACUGCGUGUACUCCGUCGCAAUCCAAUGGAUAAUGCUGCGGAGAUCAAUGUUUUGAUGGAUGAGCUAGCUUCGAUGGUGAAGCAGAUCGCGGCUGAGGAGCUGGAAAAGCACCGCAUGUUUCUUGAUCCGGAUCCAAGGGGCCGUCUUCUGAAAGAGCUGCCUCUUAAUACGGACACUGUAUUUCGGGAUCUGGAGAACGAAUACAGGAAUUUAAAAAAACUCCCCAGAAUGGAGUGCCAGAAGUUGGCUGAUUUAGAGGAACUAAUGAACGAACGCGCCCAUGAGCUCGCCAAGAUGAUAAAUGCAGCGGAACGGGGAAACUACCUACAUCCAGCACCAAGGGGUAUCGCGUACGAGAGUCUGCAUCUCGAUGAUGAUGAGGAGUUUAGACAGCUGGAGGAGCAGCGCACUCGCUUGUGUCGGUUUACAGCUAAAAAUAAGAAAGCCAUUGAGGACAUUGAGCUCGCACUAAACUUGCGUGCCGAGGAAGUGGCUCAGGAGCAGAUUGAGGCGGAUCGCGGGUUUUUGGAUACAGAGCCGGAGGGUAUUCCUAUCAAGUACGUACCCCUUCACGAAGACGCGAGGUUCUGUAAGUUGGAGGAAGAGCGCAUGGCUCUCAAAACCCAAGGUAAGCCAGCGAACAAUCAAUUGAUCCAUCAGAUAGAAGAUGAAAUGAACCUUUGCGCGCAUGAGAUAGCCAAAGCCUUGAAGAAAAAGAUUCGAGAGGAUAUUCUCCCAGAGUUUCCAGGAGGUAUUAGCCGAGAUGUUCUCACACUGGAUGAUGACACACCGUACAGUGACCUUGAGGCCGCUUUCAUUCGAGCCCGAGGCGAGGGAGAAAACCCCGAGCGAGAGAAUGAUUUGGCGGACGCCAUGGCUAAACGUGCCGUGGAUGUGGCCUUCAUGGUCCGUGAGGACGAACGUGCACAGCUUGACAUACCAUUCGGGUUUUCAUCGAGCGAAUUGCCACUAGAUGAAUGCGAGGAGUACCUUGCCAUUGAGGCGGAGCUGUGCACACUGCGUGCCAAUCCCGACUCGGAUCCACAAAAAAUCACCGCCAAGACGAAUAAGCUUAAAGCGUUGAUUCUUGAAUUGGCCAAAAAACAGGCUGCGGCGGAGCGUCAGUUUCUCGAUCCUGAGCCCGAGGGCCGUGCUUUGGAGGAACUCAAGAUAGACGAGGAUCCGGCCUUCUGCAAGCUAGAGGAGCAAUACCACCGCGCGAAGAGGAAUCCGUACUGCGACCAGGAACAACUAUCCUCCCUGGAGCAGGCCAUGCACGUACGGGUUUGUGAAUUAGCACAUCAGAAGAACGCCGCCGAGCGCACGACCUACCUGAACCCGAGGCCGCGUAAUAUUCCUCUAAUGGAGCUGCCACUCGAUACGGAUGAAAUCUUCAUCAAACUCGAGGGACAGCGCGCGAAGCUGUGCCGUGAGCCGAACUGGAACGUACCGGCGAUUAAAAUAAUUGAGGAAACUCUUAAUGAGCGGGCUAUUAAACUAGCUGAGGAGGCCAUCAAAAACGAUCGCAUUUUCCUCAAAGAUGAGUCUGAGGGUGUACCACUACGUCAGAUACCCUUUGAACAAGAUAAGGAAUUUUUAGAGCUAGAAGAGAAACGUAUGGCUCUGAAGAACGACCCCAAAGCUAACCGCGCGACAAUCCGAGGCCUAGAGGAUCAGCUCAACGAGCGGGUUUGUGUUCUGGCACGUGAGGUGAAGCAGAAGUACCGCAAAUAUUUCAACCAAAAUGCUCUAGGUAUUCCCAUUGAUCAUCUUAUAUCCCGUAUUGAUGAGGAUGAACAACUAAACGAUCUGGAGGAGAAGUAUCGUGACGCAAUGCAGGAUUCGACAAAGGAAAAGGUCGCUGCUCAACUCCUUGAUCAAAUAAACGAUCGUAUUCGCGAGAUUUCACAAAACGUGCAUGAAACCGAGCGAGCUCUUUUGAUCCAGGACUCAGAUGGCAUACCUCUCUCUGCGCUUCCGCUCAAUGAGGACAUCACCUUUCUCAAGCUCGAAAACACGAUUCGAGAAAUUGCUAAAGAGAGGCCGAGGGAUCCGCGUCUUGAGGAACUGCGAAUGCAGCUUGACGACCAUGCCAAGAAACUGGCCAUUGAGUCUCGUAAGCAGUACUGCAAUCCUUCUCCGGGAGGCCUUCCGCUGGAGCUUUUGAAGCUUGGCGAGGAUAGGGACUUUCUCGCGCUUGAGGCGCAACUGCGGCGUCUGAAGCAGAAUCCCGUAGCGAAUCGUCAAAAAAUCACCGAGCUGGUGGAGGAGCUGAAUGGAAAAGCCUGCGCGAAGGCCAAGGGGAUGCUGGAAGGAGACCGGGGCUAUCUCAACGACAAGCCUGAGGGGAUCCCUCUGGAGAAUAUUCCUAUCGACAAGGAUGAGAAGUUUCAUCAGAUGGAAGUUGAGCGGAUGCAGCUCAAGUCUGAGGGUGAGUUUUGUAACGUCAAGGCGAUUGUUGACCUGGAAAUCAAGCUCAACGAACGCAUCCACGAGCUGGCGAAGGAGAUGAAGGAGAGCGAAAUAUCCACUCUAGCGAAAGAUCCUAUGGGUAUUCCCCACAAUAUUAUUAAGCCUCACGAUGAUCCAGAGUUUGCUGCCAUGGUUGAGCAGUUGCGUGUGUUGAAGCUCCAGCCACAAACCAAUGCUACCGCCAUAAAGGAGUUAAAAGAGUGCAUGAACGCACGUGUGACGCUGUUAGCGAUGAAUAUGCUUCAGGACGAGCGCGCACGCCUGAAACUCAACCCUGAGGGGGUGCCACUCGAGAUACUGCCUCUUACCCAGGAUCUCAAGUUCCAUAAACUGGAGCUGGAGCGUAUCAAACUCAAAUCAUUGGACCCGGUUCGAAACGCGAAACGGAUUGAGGAGCUAGAGGCCCAGCUGGUUGAGCGUGUUCACGAGCUGGCCGAGGAUCAGAAGCGGGAAGACUUAUCUGGGGUAGACCCCAACCCCGAGGGCAUCCCCCUCACGAUCCUAGACCCCUACUCCGACCCCACGUUUUGUUCCUACCUCCCGACUUUGCGUACGUUAAAGUCCAAACCUCUCGCCAACAAGGCCCCCAUCGGUGAGCUUCAGGCGAAGAUGUACAAACGUUGCCAGGAGCUAGCCAACGACCGGCUGACCAGUGAGCGUCUGACCUACCUGUUACCUUCCCCGAAAGGGGUCCCGUUGAAGCUCCUCAGUCUCACCCACGACGCUCCUUUCCACGGCCUCGAGGCGCAGCGGUACGUCUUGAAGGCGCAGAACCCCCGCCGCAACGCCGACCGCCUCCGCGAGCUCGAGCACCGCCUCAACCGCCGCGCCGAGGAGCUCGCCGAGCAGCUUCGUCGGAAGGAAUUGGAAGGGCUGGAGGAGGCCACGGAAGGGAUCCCUCCGGCGGCCCUCAAGCCUCACGACGAUCCCGCUUUUUCCGCGUUGGUGCGGCGGCUACGGGAGCUCACACCACGCGCCCCUUCGGAAGAGCUUGUUGCCCUCCGACGGGAAAUGGCGGGGCGGCUGCGGGAGCUCGCGCGGGCGGCGGUGCAGGGGAGUCGAGGGUACCUCGACCCCGAGCCCCAGGGCGUUCCCUUGCGUUUCCUCCCGCUCGACACCGACCCCGUCUUUCACGAGCUCGAAUGCGAACGACUGAAGCUGCGGGCGACGGGGGUUCACCCCGAGGCUCGCGCCGUGAAGGAGCUCGAGGCGCAGCUCAACAAUCGCGCCCACGAGCUCGCGCUCGCGCAGCACGCCGAGGAUCUGCGGCAUCUCACCGCGGACCUGCACGACCUCCCGCCGGAGGUGCUUCGGUUGCAUGAGGAUCCGGUGUUUAAAGGGCUCGCGGAUGAGCUGCGGGCGGUGCGGGAGGGCCCCAGCCCGCAGGACUCCGCCCUCAUGACGGAGGUGGUAUCGAAGAUGAACUGUCGGGCGCGCGAGCUGGCGGAUGCCGCGAUGGGUCGCGACUACCUCGACCAGAACCCGGAAGGGGUUCCGCUGGAGAUCUUGCCCCUCGAUACGGAUCCGCUGUUUCAUGAUAUUGAACUCGAGCACGCCAAACUGAAGCUCAAGAAACUGCAACGCAACGAUCAGAAGCUCAAAGAUCUGGAGGAUCAGCUCAACGACCGUGCCCAUGAGCUCGCCGCGCUGCAGCUGGCGGAGGAUCUGUCCGGUAUCGACCAGGCCCCCGAGGGCAUCCCGCUUGAGCUGCUCAGACCCGCAAGCGACCCUGAAAUCGCCGCGAUGAUUCCAUACUUACGGGAGUUAAAGCGGGACCCCGAGACGAAUGCGAGCAGCAUCCGCGAGCUCGAGGAUCUCAUGAACAACCGGGCGUACCAGCUAGCCGAUCAACUUCUUGAUGGCGACCGGGAUUACCUCGAUCCGGAGCCGGCAGGUGUGCCGCUGGGUUAUCUUCCCCUCACCGAGGACAUUGACUUCUCAACAAAGGAGGUCGAGCGGGCGAAGCUCAAGGCGAAGGACCCGAUACGAAAUGCGCGAUACAUCCAGGAGCUUGAGGUCGCCUUGAACGAGCGUGUUCGACAGCUCGCGGAUCGGAAGAUAAAGGCGGAACUCGCCUUGUUUGAACCCCAAUACGACGGUAUUGACACCGCCUCGCUGCGCCCGCACCAGGACCCCAUCUUCUCUCAACUAAUCAACCAAAUGCGUGUGUUGGAAAGUGAGGGCAAAUCAAACGAGGCCAAGAAGCUCCUGCCGGAUCUGGAUGCUCGCCUGGUGGAACUUACCAGGGAGCAGAAGGAGGGUGACCUGUGGUUUCUCAAAAAAGAGGUGGAAGGCCUCAGCAUCGAAGACGUGCCCUUUGAUUCGGAUGUUGAAUUUAUCAAGUUGCGGAAAAAACGUGCCGAGCUCAAAACCAGCGAUCCCCGUCAUAGCGUGCAACAAAUUCGUGAUCUUGAGGAUCAAAUGAACAGCCGUGUAUGCGAGUUAGCUCGGGGUAUUCUAGACCACGACUUUGACGGCGUUAAUAGCAACCCGUACGAUGUGCCUCUCGAAAUGCUGAAUCCGCGUGAGGAUCCGAAGAUUGCCCGAAUUCUUCCCGAACUUCGCCGUGCUAAACGAAGCGCUUGGAGCUCAAAGGCAGCGGCGGAGCUGCAGAAAAAGCUGGUCGAUCGGGUUGACGAGCUCGCGCGGAUCGCCCUGCAGGGGGAUCGUCUGAUCUACCUCGACUCCCAUUCUGGCGGCGUCAUGCCGGAAUACCUCCCACUGGAUACGGACCCCAUCUAUCACGGUUUGGAGGUGGAACGAGCACGACUGAAGCUCAGCCAUCCCGGUGGGAAUGUGGCUCAGAUCGAGGAUCUGGAGGAGCGUCUUAAGCAGCGGGCGCAGGAACUCGCCAAGGAGGUCAUCGCGGAGGAUCUUAAGAAUCUCGAUCAGACCCCACGAGGCAUUCCGAUUGAGUAUAUUAAACCACACGACAACGUCGAGUUUAUCCAACUUGCGCUUUGGGCUCGUGAGCUCCGCCGAGAUCCACACUACAGCAAGUCAAAGCUGAAGGAAGUUGAGGAAAAGAUGAACGACUUGAUCAUUGAAAUGGCGGACCAAGCCAUGAAAAACAGCCGUAGCUUUCUGGAUCCCACUCCUGCCGUGGUGUCGAUUGACAUACUUCCUCUCUCGGAAGAUCCCGUGUUUCACAACCUCGAGGUUCAGAGAGCAGUGCUUAAAACAGAGAAUGCCGCGGAGAAUGCAGGGAAAAUCGGUAAGCUAGAGGAGAAGCUCAAUGAGCGUCUUCAUGAGCUUAUCGAAGAACAAAAACGGAAAGAUUUGUGUAUGAUUAACAAAUGCCCCAAUGGUGUACCCGCGGAGCUACUGCAUCCUCAUGACAAUGAGGAAUUCGCCUCAUUGUUAAUCGAAUUGCGACGUCUGAAAAAGAACUAUUCGCAUCGCAGCAGCCUUCGUCUAGAGAAUGUGCAGACUACGCUCAAUUCCUUGCUUAAUAAUCUUGCUACGGACUACCUUGCCGAGGAUCGUGCGCGUUACCUGAGCCCCGACCCACAGGGCAUCCCGCUAAACCUUCUCUCACUUGAUCGAGACGCUAAAUUUAAAUCCCUUGAGAACGAGCGACUGAAUCUCAUCAAUAACGACCCGAUCGGCAACAAGGACGCUAUCCUGGAGUUGGAAAAGUCUCUGAAUGCGCGUAUUAACGAAUUCGUGAAGGAACUUCUAAGAAGCGAGCGCGUCCAUUUGGUUCAGAAUCCGAUGGGGGUACCGCUUUCUGCUUUGCCUCUUGAUACAGACCGUGUGUUUGCCGAUCUCGAGAGCCAACGACUAACUCUUAAACUGAAAAACCCGAUCAAAAACUCUGCGGAGAUCUAUGAAUUGGAACUCCAGCUGAACGAUCGUGCUGUGCAACGUGCACUGAGUCAGAUGGAGGACGAACUUCGCUUCAUGGAAGAUAAUGUGGAGGACCUCCCGGUUGCGAUUCUUAAGCCCUAUAAUGACUCAGACUUUGUGCGUAUAAUGAAUACCCUCCGUGAGCUGAAACAGGGUGAUCCGGAAGCAUAUCCCCAGCGAAUCAAAACCCUAGAGGACGCCUUAAAGAAUCGCAUUCAUGAACUUGCUGAUGUUGCACUUCGUGGGGAUCGACGAAUCUAUUUAGACUCAAGUCCCAAGGGCGUGGACCUCAACGCAAUCCCUCUUGACAGCGACAAGUCUUAUCAUCAGAUGGAGGUGGAGCGUGCGAUGCUGAAGUUAAAGGGAUCGCAUCAAGAUCAAGCGAAAAUUGCUGACCUUCAAGGACGUCUUAAUGAGCGGGCACACGAAUUAGCCAACAAGAUUCUGGAGAAUGACUUAGUGGGGCUUCAAGACAUGCCAUUUGGUGUGCCUGUAAAGAUUUUGAACCCGCAUAAUGAUGACUUCUUUAACACAUUGGCGCUCCAGCGCCGCAGUCUUCCUAAAGAUGCCAGUUCUUCGGAUAAUUCCCACAUCGUAAAUCUUCUGAAUGAACGCCUGGUGGAGUUGGCAAAGGAGUUACUCGUUGGAGACCGGGCGUCCUUUUUGGAGAGCAAUCCGUGUGGAACACCGCUGUUCCUUCUUCCCUUAGACACCGAUCCCGAGUUUCACAGUUUGGAGGUGGAGCGUGCAAAGCUCAAAGCGGAGGGUCCCAAGCUGCAUAGUGUUCAACUUUCGAAUCUUGAGCACUCCUUGAGAAAACGCGCGUGUGAGCUCGCGAAGGAGUCACUGUUAAGUCACCGCGACUAUCUGGUUCCUUUUCAGUGCAAUGUUGAGAUUAGUGAGCUUCCCUUGGACGCGGAUGUACAGUUUCACAAGAUGGAAGUGGAGCGUGCGAAGCUGAAGGCGCAGGAUCCGGAGAAGAACGCCGAACAAAUCGCCAGUCUUGAGAAUCGCCUCAACGACCGUGUGCAUGAAUUGGCCCUGAAACAGCUGCAUGAGGACUUGGAGGGGUUGGAUCCGAUCUCACAUGGUAUCCCGAUAGAAUCGCUCGACUUGCACAGCAACCCUGAGUUCAGCACCUAUGUAUCGGAGCUGCGUAGACUCAAGCUGAAUCCGUCAUUGAACGCGCCCAAAAUCAAGGACCUUCACGCCAAGAUGAACGCCUGCGUCGACGGCUUAACACGACAGAAGAUUGAUGAGGUGCGUCAGUUCCUAGGAACGCAUCAGGAGGGGGUGGCGCUUACCCAACUCCCUUUGGACAGCGACACGGUAUUCACCAAUCUCGAGCAAAAGCUACUUCUCCUUCUCUAUAGCCCCCCUCCUCAGGAUGACGAAAAGAUAGCCCAUUUGAAAGAUCAGAUGCUCAACCGCGUCCGUGAGUUGGCCCGAGAAAAGAUUCAGGGUGAUCGCGGUUACUUAGACCCAGAGGUGGACGGGGUACCCAUUAUAUUCGUUCCUAUUGAUACGGACGAGCGCUUCCGAAAGCUGGAGGCGACAUGCGCGAAGUUGAGGGAGAACCCGGUGGAAAACGCCGAUGCUAUUUCCAAUGUCGAAGACCAACUGAGGAAACGCGUGCGCGAGCUAGUUAUCGAGGGUAAAAAUGCCGAUCGUGCUUUCCUAAAUGAAACCUCGCACGGUAUUCCCAAGAAAUACCUACCCUUUGAAAUCGAUAUUGCGUUCAAGAAAAUGGAACAUCAACUCCGUCGGCUCAAACAAAACCCUCGUCGAAAUGCAGCGGCCAUUGAGAAGCUUCAGUGUCUAAUGCAAGAUCGCGCGGAUGAGUUAGGUGAAAUGAAGCUCAAGGGGAAACGAGACCAGUAUUUGGAUCCUACGCCGGAAGGCCUUCCUAUUAGCGAGCUACCCCUGGAUAGUGACCCGGCCUACCACAAAAUGGAAGUGAAGUUAGCCCUACGCAGAGCGGAUGGUGUGUUAGACGAUGCAGACGAAAUUUCUGCCUUGGAAAUGGCCCUUAACAAGCGCGCCCACGAGCUCGCAAGGGAGCAGAUCACGAGAGAUCGAGCCUUCCUGGACCGGGCUCCGGAAUGCGUUUCGAUCGAGGAUAUACCGCUUGACUCGGACCUCAAUUUCCUGCGUAUGGAGGACUACCUCCGGAUCCUCAAGAAAGAUCCUCGCCAUAACGGAGCGGCAAUUAAAGAAACCCAGGAAAAGAUGCAACAUUGGCUGCACGAACUGGCCAAGGGGAUCAUCUUAAAUGACCUUGCUUGCCUGCCGGAGACGAAGUACCGUGGCAUACCAAGGGAACUGCUGAACUUGCAUGCAAAUGCGAAAUUCAGCAGCUUGGCUAAUGAGCGCCGUGCUGCGUUGAGGGAGGGAAAAGAGUUGGAUAAGGUCCAGUCGGUUGAAAAAGAAAUGCAUGCAAUCGCCUUAGAGGUUGCUAAUGAUCAGAUUAGCGCUGAGCGAGCCUUCCUGGACAAGUUCCUAGAGGGUAUGUCUGUAAAUGAUUUGCCGUUGGACGAAGACAAGGAAUUCGUUUCUCUUGAGACAGAGCGGCGCCGCUACGCGACCAAUCAGCAGUUUGCCAAGCAUAAGGAGAAUAUCAUUCAGGAUUUGGAAGAAAGGAUGAUUGAUCGCGCGAACUAUUUGGUAAAGGAGGAAUUUGCCAAGAUGCGUGAGACUAUGGAACAGGAGCCCGAGGGCUUGCCUCUCAGUCGGAUCCCGCUUGACUUCGACCCUGAGUUCAAAGAAGCGGAGAUUGCGCGUUUUAAUCUAAAGAAGCAGCCGAAUCCAGACUUGAAGAAGCUUGCUAAGCUUGAAAAACGCAUGAACGAUCGCGCACAUGAGUUGGCAAGAAAGGAGUUGGCGAAGGAUCAGAGUUUUCUGAACCCUGCGCCGCUGGGAGUAUCCCUGUUAUGUCUUCCUCUUCGAAGCGAUUUUCGUUUCAACGAGUUGGCCAAACAGCGUCAGGCUCUCAAGAACACCGAUCAACGUAAUCCUGAGGCUUUGCGCAAACUAGAGGAUCAAAUGAACGACCGAGCGCAUGAGCUGGCGCAGGAAUACCUUAACUGCAACCGUGAGUACCUCGACCCGAAUCCACAGAACGUACCCCUUGCCGAUCUCCCACUCAACCGGGAUCCUAUCUUCCGUGAGAUGGAGAAUGAGCUGCUUCGGAUGAAGAAAGACGCCGUGACGAAUCCAGAUGCUAUUUUUCAACAACAGGAUGACCUCCGUCGACGCACUGACGAACUUGCCAGGGAGUUACUGCGCAAGGAGAGAGCUAUGCAGGAUCAGGCGCCACUCGGCGUGCCGCUUGAGGAACUGCCCUUGAAUUAUGAUCCCAUCUUGAACGCGUUAGAGCGGAAGCGGCGCGAUUUGAAUAGGGAUCCAAGGCCCAACACUGAGGUCCUUUCCAGACUUAGGGACGAGAUUGAACGACGCGUUCUUGAGAUAGCUAAAGAAUUUCUGAGCAAGGAGCGGACUUUCUUGGAUCAGAAUCCAAGCGGCAUCCCACUCUCCUGCUUGCCACUAAACACCGACCGCGAUUUCCAGGAAAUGGGGAAGGAGCUACGGGGGUUGAAGAAGCAGCCAGUGAAGAACAAAGUCGCUAUAGAGGAUCUUAUGGAGCGCAUGCACGAUCGCGUCAAUUUGCUUGCGCAGGAGCAGCUUGACCGAGACCGGAAGUUCCUCGAUCCCGAGCCGCUUGGCGUUCCUUUGUCGAACUUACCACUUAAUCGCGAUUCCAUCUUCAAAUCAUUGGAAAGUCAACGCCGCGUCCUUGUGAAGGAUGCUUACGUCGAUGCGAAGACGAUUUCCAACUUAGAAAAGCAGCUAAAUGAUCGCGCCCAUGAGCUGGCGCGAGUUUUACUGGACGAGGAGCGGGCCUUCUUGCCGCAGGACCCACAGGGUGUGCCGCUUCGGGAACUCCCGUUGGACAACGACAAGGCGUUUCGUGAAAUGGAACAAAAGCUGCGAAAAGUCAAGAAAGACCCUGGUAAGAAGAUCUCUGUAAUCGACGAGCUGAAGCGGGAUAUGAUAAAGCGGGUAGAGAUGCUAGCUAAACGCUAUAUAAUGGAUGGACUCGUUUAUUUGAAUCCAGAGCCGCUGGGGGUACCAUUGGCAGACUUGAAUUUAUCAAACGAUCCGGAGUUCUGCAGGUUAGAGCAGGCCUACGUCAAGGUUAAGAGGGACCCCAAGGAAAAAGGUCUCGCUGAUAAGCUGGUGCAUGAACUUAAUGAAGUCGCUAAACGCGUCGCUGCUAACUUCCUCAAACAGGAGCGUUCCUAUUUGUAUCAAAAGCCGGAAGGAAUCCCGUUGGAGACCCUACCGCUGAACGACGAUGUGGAGUUUCGUGCGAUGGAGGUUGACCGCCGUAGGCUGAAGAAAGACCCGAGCAAAAACGCCAAUGCGAUUCGAAAGCUUGAGGAACGCAUGAAUAAGCGCAUCGUGGAGCUCGCGAAGAUCAAAAAGGGUUACCAAGACCCCGAGUUUCACGCUUCAAACAAUUCUGUUGCCGAGAAGUGGACUCACAUUUGCGACCUCUACCCUGAUGGGGCACGUGAGGCAAUUGUUCCCGAGAAAACGCUCCCGUCGGAUGUGUGCUCCGCACCAGGCGAUGCGAGCUUCCUUGCCCCUCUCAUCGCGGCGUUAGCACGCCAUACUGUUCUCAUAUCACGCCUGUUUCUUGAUAAGUACCACCCGAAAAAUCAGCCCUACCGAAUUACCCUUUUUAACCCGGAUGGAUCCCUUACGGUGGUGGAGAUUGACGGUCGUGUGGCGUGCAACCGGAAAGGGGAGCCGAAGUUCCUUCAGACCCCCCCUCGUAUAUGUUACCCGCUGCUGCUGGAGAAGGCCUACGCGAAGUUCCUCGGGGGCUACCCCAAAUUCAGCACCUGCAACGUCCACGAUACGCUGCGGGAUUUAGUCGGCCGGCCCGUCAUGAACAUUUCACUCGAGGAUCCCAAACUGACGGCGGAGACCUACGCGGGGAGCUACGCCACCCUUUCGUUUUGGCUGCGCGUCGCGAAGGAUCUCGUCGACGGCGACGUCUUCGUCGCGAUGGCGAAUCACGCCGUUCCCAACGGCUUCCGUGCGCUCUGCAGCUACCCCCUUCUGGAUGUGAUUCUGAAAGGAGGCAACGACGACGGCGCGCUGGAGCUCAGCGAUGUGGUGGUGAAGUUGUACAGCUGUUACUUCGACAAGCUGACGCCCUCGGACGCGAACGACGGCGCGUCUGGGGAGGCAAACGUGAUGCUCGUACCGGUGCCCGUCUUCCUCGCGAAUUUCACCUGCCUCCAGCGCUGCCGCAUCAACUGCGGGAAUCGCCUGAGCGCGCCGGGGGAGUGGACCGCAGAGACGUCCGGUGGGGCUCCUCGCUACACGACUUUCCAUCGUAAUCCGAUUUAUCUCGUUGAGAACAAAUCCUUGAAGCCUUCUAAGAUAAUCGUCGAGGUGCGGCACGUGGAGCCGCUCGAGGGGAGCGGGGCGGACAGCCCUCGAUACCCCUUCUCAGGAGUCUCGCUGAUGCAGCCGAUAGAUGCGAAGCUGCCACCGACGCCGUUCAUCACGGACGGUACGCAUCGGAUGCUUCAAAAGGGCGUGAUGCUCAAUUCGAGGGAGGUUUGCGUGGAGAUGGAGCUGCCGGCGAGUUCGGUAGGGUAUUUAAUCCCCUUCACCAAAGACCGCGGCACCACGGGGCGGUUUAAGUUAUCUAUCUAUCCGGGGUUCUCCAACGUGACGUUGACUCCGCUACGCCAUGCUGGGCUCACCUUCAGCCCGCUGCAUUGUCAGCUUACGGUGCCGGAGGACGAGGAGGGAACGCGGGUUGAUUUUCUAUUGAGUAGCGCUUGUGAUGUGCAUAUUUUAAUGCACCAAACCAAGGUGACGGAUCCGAAAAGUAUCCAACGCGGCGAUACCAUCGGCGAAAGUGAGUUAAUGAUGAUUGUGUUCAACGAGUACGGGAUUAAGGUUGGUACCACGAGAGGGCCGUCAAACGCUCGCGAGCAGUUAAUAGUGUUUAAGGCACCACAAGGGGGUCGCUACUCGCUCGUCAUGUACUGCAGUGGCUCUACAACGGAAGGACCAUGUACCGUGAAUGUGGAUAUCUACACAUCUAAGGACGUUCAAAGCAAACUCGUGCCCGUUCCCCCCGAUGCGAGGCGGCUAAGCCUGCAUGGGAAUCGCCGUUUUCCAUGCUGUCGGAGGUCGCUGACGUCAUCUAAUAUCUCGCGCAAUGCUAGUCGCGAUCGCCGAUUAAGCAAAAUCAGCGGUGGCAGUACACACAACAAUUACCAAACAGAAACGUCCCGGAGUCCUAAUAAUUCACAUCACUAUUCACAGUAG